CGCGCCGCCCAGCUCUUCAUAACCGCAAGGAGCACAAGAGUUCGAGCAGACAUACUGAAGACGCGGCUCGAGCGGCACGGAGCACAUCCAGAUCAAGGUCAAGGACGCGAGGCCGCAAACUCAAGCAGAAGCCCAAUCACAGGCCAGCAGCAAAUGCAGCGGGUCUGCGCUCGCUUCGCCCAGGAUGGAUGAGGAAUUGGGCAUCGGCAUGGCCAUGGGAUCUCCCUCUAAGGACGGCGUCGAGUUUGAAGCAGCAGCCAGAGGUAGAGCAGCGGCGAUGCAAGAUACCAGAACCGCUUUCAAGCAAGCAAGUCCCAAUGCGAACCCGCACGCCGCCACGAUUAUGACGCCUUCGACGCGGUCAUCAGACUAUCCGAACAAACGCGAACGCGACGGCGAGGGAGAGAGAAACGAGCGUCACAUGAUUUCGCCGACCAUGUCCGUUCCGAAAUCUGUCUCGUCAGACAGCGACUCAACGAUUUUCGACCUGGCCUCCAGCAGCCGACCUCGCACGUCCCCCCGCGCGCGUCCUGGCACAUCUUCCGGCUCCGGUUGUGGCUCUGGCGCUGCUAUCGGUUCGCCCUCUGCGCAAAACAUGGUAGGAAGGGUGCUUGACUACGGCCUCGGCACGUCGCCCACAUCCGCCAGUCACAUGUUCCAUGCCGCACCCAGCGCCUCCGCACCGAGCCCAAACUCGGAGGGCGGAGCCGGUCGCACAUCCGUCGUUGUUGCGGAUAACCGCACUUCACCUGCCCCCAGUACCCCCGGUUCUGCUACUGCACCGGAGGGUAUAAGCAACUACGCGUGGCCGGCGCAUAUGCGAAAGACCGCCGCGAUGGUGCAGGCGCCAACGGAGGAAGCGCCAGAGCCGCAAGGCAGCUUUACCACGAUGCAGUCGCCCGAAAAGUUGGCGACGAUUGCGUCGUACAGGCCAACGACUGCCCCCUCGCUGACUUCAAUCGGCGAGAUCUUUAUCCUCGAACCCCGCACGGUUGCAGGCACUGGAUCCCGGUCAGCGGCUGCAGCAGAGCAACCAUGGCACCCCAUACAGCAGGAGCAGCCAGUAUUGCAUCCCAGCAUUAUACCACAUGCAUCCGUGCUCUCACACUCGCACAGUAGCAGCCAGCGCGGGUCCUUCUCGUCCAGCAACACACAGCAUACCAGCAGCAGCAAGGAUGGCUUCUCCAUGACCGGCCCCAACUCGGCGCUCGCAGCAGCUGCGGCGGCCGCGACGAAAGGGCUCGAUCGCGAUUCGGGAAGGCGCAACAGUGGGUCCGGCAGCGCCAUCGGGUCCGCAUCUGAGACUGCGGCUGGUUCGCGCGCUGCUUCCUCUGCAGGCGCAGGUGGUGCAGCGGGCGCUGGGUCCGUGUCUGCGGUAAAAUCCGGCUCAGCGUCUGCAACCGCGUUUGGCAGUCGGGCGCCGAGCGCUAUUGAUGCAGCGCAGCCCAGCAUGGCGCCGAAGACCACGAAAACUAUCACCGCAGCAGCAGGCGUAGCAGCUCCGAACAGUCAAGCGGCGUCCGCGAGAGCGUGGCCGCCGACAAUCAGCGACGCAGCGGAGGGUCGCAGCACCAGCAGGGACGGCAACCCCACUACAUUGAUGCAACCGUCUUCUCACCCUGCCACCAUAGCUCUGUCCGCCGCCUCGAAUGGUAGCAUUAUGCCCAAUGCAAGCGCAGGCACAGCGCCUACAGAAGCUCGUCCGCCUUCGAGCGGCGAGUACGGCAAGCCGCCCUCGUACUUUUCGGGCCACGGAUCCUCGUCAGCGGCGAGCGGCAGAUCUUCAUCGCAAAGCACGGACGCCACCAGCUCAGGCGCUUGUGCAGGCGCUGCUCUGAGUCUCGGUGGCGGUGGCGCAAAUGCUUCGGCCGCAGUGGCUCCACAGCCGCCUGUUGCUCUCGAAGGCAGGUGCCAGUACACUUUGCGUAGCGACAAGCCGAUUCCGCCGGGAACUGCGCCGAGUAUGAUACAUGGCAACGCAGCAGGCUCUUCUGCCGGGCUGGCUGCCACGAACGGAGGGCUGACGCCGAUGCCAGCUCUCACCUCUCGCGUCCGACCGUCCACGACAACCGGGGCAAUCUCCAUACCCUCACAGUCUUCAAACGCCACUGCCGCUUCUUCCCCACAGAUGCAGCCGCAGCCGAUCCUCUCGCCCCUCCAGCUGCGCGACCUGCACCAGCUGGAGGAAGAGCGCCUGCUGCGCAUGUCGCAGCCGCGCCUCUCGGACCAGCACUUGGCCCUCGACCAGGACCUGCAGCAACAAGCGGACCGUGUGCGCGCAGCAAGUGUCGCUACCGGUGGUCCGAUCCCCUUCUACACGGCUCGACAGCACCAGUCGUACCUCGAAGGCGUGCGCGGCGAGAUCGCAAGAGACAUAUUCCCCAUCGACCCUGCUGCUGCCGCCGAGUAUCUCGUAUCGGGCAUCCUCCCUGGGCCGGAGCGCGGUGUGGAUGUCGCUGCGGCUGCGGCUGCAGCCGCCGCUGCGGCUUUCGGGCUUGGGCCGUCUCCCUUGCUGCCGCCGGUUUACGAGGUGGCUGCACAGAAUAGUACCGCCGAGCCGCCUACCGCACCGGUACGCACAACCUCUUUGUUGCACCAGGUUAGCGCCAGCGCCAAUGCAGGCGCGAGCAGCCGGGUGGAUGUCCAACAUCCUGCGGCCGGCCUCGAGUAUGGGAAGAUUAUCACCGGCCAAGAAGGAGAGCAGGAGCCGGAGGACUGGGACUCGGACGCAGAACAAGCUUCGGAAGUAGUAGCAGCAGCGGCGUCAGAGGUUGGCGAAAAGCUUGCAACGCUGGCUAUGGACGCAGGGAGCAUCGGUCAGUCUUCUCCGUCGUCUGCGGGGCUCUACUUGAACCUCGAGAAAGCGGGCGAGGCGACGAUGCGCGAUCUCGAGUUGCAGCGCCACCAGCGCCAGCUCGCUGAACCGCUACCACCGCUCAGCGAGCUCAUGCACGUCCGUGAUGACCCUGCUUCGCCACCUUCGGCGCAGCGCAGUGCGUUCCAUAGCCCAUCUCAGAGCACGAUGUCUGCCAGGGGUUCCGGCAUGGGCAUACACCCGCCUCCGAGCCUGUACAGCUCCUCGAGCAGUACAGCCCUUGACGAGCAUGGGCGUGGGUCGCCACGCGUCCCCGUCCCGCGGCCGAGGCUGCAGAGCAAAGUCUACGGCUUGUCCUCCGAUCUGCGCGAGCGCGUCCAGCGCGGCGUACCCGUCCAGGGCGAGUUUAUCGAGCGGGGCGACUGGAGGAACGAAGAGAUAAGCAUCAAGACGUUCACGCCGAACUUUAGCGUCGAGCUCGCUGCCAAGAGCUUUGACAUGCUCGAUAGGGCCGUCUUCAUCGGACGGGCUCCGCUCAUCAGAGGGGUUGUGCGCAUCCCUGCAUAUUCUGGCAAGUGGCUGGCUGUCAGGCUCUCUGCCCACUGCAGCUCGCCUUCUCCAAACAUCGAGGGCUCUUUAGGUCCAACCAAGCCUGUGAAGCAUGGCGAGCGCGAGAUCUUCGAGACAGUGGAUAUCUAUGACCCUCGAAAAUUCCAGACCAAACCAAAACUUGCGCCGCACGAUCCGCGGACUGGAAUACGAGAUCCGACGUGGGCGCCGCAGGACAAGCGCAACGACUACUUCGUCGAGAUUCCAUUCGAUAUUAAUCUUCCUGUCGGUGUCUCCUCGGUCUACAAGGACGGUAAGAUCGUACACCAGCCUACGCCCUUGCCACCCAGCUACGAGGCUACGGAUGACACUUUCACUGAGCAACCGUGGAAGGGAGAAGUGCGGGAUCGAUCUACCACUGCUGCGGUCAAAGAGGCCCUUGCAAAAGGUUUUACAAAGUCCACACGCCUUGGUGUUUGGUACAACAUUUGCUUCGACUUGUUUGAUGGAAGCGCCCCAAAGGACAACCAAGUGCCGAAGCUGUCCAAGUCGAAAGAGAAAAAGCGUGAUAAAGGGGACAGCAUGAAAAUUCCUUUCAUCUUUUUGGGAGAGCCCGGUAACCUUCGAUCGGGUCCGCAAAUGCUUCCACCUAUUAUCUCGCCCAAGUUCUUGCUCGAGCCUGGGUCAAAGCUCUGCGCGGGCUGGGCUUGCCACACCGGCAGGACACGGUGGGCCAAGGGGAACUGGUCCAUGUUCAAGCGAGAUCUGAAAGUGGAGCUACACCUGCCAAAGCCUGCAUACUUUGACAUUCCAUCGGUGAUACCGUUUCUGCUUGUUUUGCGCCCAGAGGAAAGCCAGCAGCUGCCUUCGAUGGAUGAUGAGGAGGUGCGGGAGAUCUUGUCUGGCUCGAGCAUGAAUUUCUCGCAUCUCUUCGGAGAAUCGAUUGGCGAUCUGCACGUUCUUGCAGAAAGGGGUGAAGACGCCUCUAUCGAUCAGCAGCUGUCAAUGCAAGAUCUCAACAACAAGGCGGCUGCGCUCAUGGAGAAAUACGAGUCAUCCUUCACACCAAAGAAAGUGGGGAGCUGGAUGAAGAAUAAGCUUGGCAAAGGCAGGGAAAAGGAGCAAGCAAAUGCUGCGGUAUCAUCGGAUACAAUGCUGCUAUCCGAAAAAUCUGGUGCGCGUUCGGACGCAGAUGUUGACAAAGCUGGGGUCGCAGAAAAGGGCCUCCCGGCACUAAGCGAGAAGGCCCGCCUCUCACCUUCUUCAUCGUACCGGACAUUUAAGCGUCCGGGAACGAUGGAGACAUCCCAGACGAGCAGCGCCGCUACUGUCGCAAGCAUGGCGUACAGUCAAGCUCCGAGCGCCAUCACAGUUACGACCGUGCAUGACAUUUGCUCCUACAUUAAGGUGACGCUCGUCCAGCUGCUCCAUGCCGAGGAGGGUAAUGUUAAUUCCGCGCCAACUGUCAGGCGGCGAGUCCUUGCUCAUGCUGAUCUGGAAGAGGUCGAUGUUGGUACAAUGUUCAUGCGCGAAGAGGACUUGAACAACCCGAAUCCUCGACCGCUGCAUCCCAAGGUGCAAGAGGCAAUCUCCAUGGCCAAGAAAGAGGGAUGGCGUGUGGUGCAGGGAAUGAUCCGCAUCGGAUCCGAGCAUUCACCUGGAUUCAAAUGCCAAGGGAUCGCUGUUAGGCACGCUCUCAAGGUCGAUCUUCUGCCUUUCACCAAAGUCUUGCGGAAGGCGGUCAAGGAGACGGCGCAGCUAACCGAUAUCUCCGACACGUCCUCCCAGGGCUCCUUUGGCACGCUGAAGCAUACGAAUGGAUCGGGAGAGAAGAUGUCUGCAUCAAAGAGUGGCGCCUCGCUCGACCUCUCCCUCUCGCCUGCAUUCAACUCGUCCAGCCUGUUUGGCUCACGACCCAGUACUGCCAGGAAGACACCACCUUCCCCGCAGGCCGGGCGCUUUGGUACCUAUGGCCCUGUCAUCGUCAGGCACGGCCCCUCCUGGCGCUCGCAGACUCGGUCGGCAGGGUCUGUUUCGUCCGGCAAAGGUGCCAACAACGGUGUGCACACGGGGAAUGAGGAGACGAGCACCAGCAGUGCAAAGAAUGAUGAGGCAGCUUUCCAGUACGAGCCAGAUGUGGAAGAAGUGAAGCUGGAGUCAGAGCCACAGGGGGCGCGCGCCAAGAAGUUUGGCGAAGAAGUGGAUCUGAUCAAUCGCAAGGUGUCCUACCAGGAGCGUCUCUAUCAGAAGAAGCCGCAACAACAGCAGCAGCAGCGCCCGGGGACGGGCCGCAUGCUGCCCCCACGCACGCCGGCGUCGCUCGCGGCCCCGCGCAUGCGCCUCGGCACGGCGACUAGCAGCGCGUCAGGCCUGUCGAGCUGGAGCAGCGCGAACCGCAGCGACAUUUCGGGCACAUGGUCAACGUUCACGAUGGACCCCUUGAGCAUGAACAAGGAGUUUUCGCUGCAUAAGACGUAUGGCGUUGUCUGGGUCGACGUUAGGCUGCAGCGCGGAAAGGUCAAUCAGAACGUGUACGGGGCUGAGAUCUGAGAAUUUGAUAUUGGGUUGGGACAGAUUUUGGAAGUUAAAGUGUUGAAGCAACAUUGUGUUAUCGCAAGCAAUUUUCAAAGGGGCAACGUCCGAAGGAACCAUCCAAGCAUUCCUGUCGCAGGGCGAUCAUAUCCAUACUUCCUCAUGUGGGUCAUGUAUCUUAACAGCGUUCCAAAUCAUUGGGGGCUCAAG
Messenger RNA from Tilletiaria anomala UBC 951, 6106 nucleotides. RefSeq lists its product as uncharacterized. The transcript has 4 exons. Lineage: Eukaryota; Fungi; Basidiomycota; Exobasidiomycetes; Georgefischeriales; Tilletiariaceae. The record is from RefSeq and is a predicted model, not a curated record. The coding region runs from base 185 to 5914 and encodes 1909 amino acids.